GGCGAUGAUGCUACCCAAGUGUUCCCGGUGGCAAUUUCGAGGACAGCGACUGUUGGCAUCCUCAAGGAAGCAAUCAAAGAUAAGAAGCAGGUCGCUUUCCAACACGUUGACGCCAAUGACCUCGCACUCUGGAAGGUUUCCAUCCCAGUCGACGACAGUUUUGAUGCGAAUGUUGAACGUGAAAACAAACAAGUACUAGUGUCUGUGAAGAGAUUGUCCCACCUUUUUCCGCAUCAACCUGAUGAUCAAAACCUACACAUCAUUAUUCGGUCCCCGCAUCCACCUAUUCUCGAACUGUAUUGUCUCGUUCGUGGCGAUGAUGCCGACCAUAUCUUUCCGGUCAAAAUUGCGAGUACAGAGUCUGUCGGCACCCUCAAGGAGAUCGUUAGGGAGAAGAAUAAGUUCGCUCUCGAACACAUGGACGCAAAGACCCUCACACUCUGGAAGGUUUCCAUCCCGGUCGAUGACAGUUUCAAGGAGAAUGUGAAGAAGGUUGAACUUGAAGAUGCCGGAUCGCUAUCACCUGUGGAUAUAUUAUCCGAGAUUUUCCUCCAUCCGCCUCAGCGUAGACAUCUCCACAUUGUCGUCCAGGUUCCACGUAUUGGUGAGUGCAUGAUUGACCAAUUAUUGUGUUACUCCUAA
Messenger RNA from Cantharellus anzutake, 642 nucleotides. RefSeq lists its product as uncharacterized. The annotation marks the transcript as partial. The transcript is spliced from 2 exons. Lineage: Eukaryota; Fungi; Basidiomycota; Agaricomycetes; Cantharellales; Hydnaceae. The record is from RefSeq and is a predicted model, not a curated record.